GCUUUCACACUUUGGUUUUAUUUGUGGUAUGCUUUUGUUGUGUUUUUGGUUUCUGUAUUUCCAUUCUGUGUUCUGUGCUGGGAGGGUGCAGCGGGACGACUGUUGAGCCUCUCUCUACUUUGCACCUGUUGUCGGAUCAUGUGUGUCGUCUCUCGGCUUGGCUCUCCGUAUGGUCUGCGUCAGGCGCACGUUCGAUUGCGACAUGUGGCAUAUGGAUCAUCCAUCACCCUGGAUGGAUUCAGAGAGUCAAACGUGUCUACUCGGCCGACUGGUUGCUGGGUGCAUGGAUGCUUCGGACGAAUACACGAGGGUCUGAAUCACACACGUCUUGUCACUCUCGAUUUAUCGAGGUCCGCCGAAAUGAUUCAAUGCCAAUGAAUCAAUUGUGCCAUUUUCGCCAUUCAUUGUGAUAUUCGGAUUUAUAGCUUGGUUACUUGGGCUAUAAAGCCCCUUUUCCUCUUCGUCUGCAUACCAGAUGUUGUGUCCGCCUGAAGCGAGCCACUCGAAUACUGAUGAAGUUAUACGUUAUGUCUCCAGGUAUUGACCCUGUUCAAUCCGCGCGCGACAGAAAAGUGCUAGAAAAACAUGAAGGGAGUCCGAAGUUCUAUUCCACUGGCCGAGGGGGCGCAGGAAACAUAAGGACGCCAGAACACUCGAAGUCGCGUUCGCGCUCUCGUGGCGCUGAAGCACGCAUUGCUGAGAUUGUAGCGGGAGCGGAGAGGUCUGUUUCGCGUGGCCGUGCUAAACAUUCAACUGGCCGAGGAGGCGCAGGUAACAUCACAGGCGAAACUCUCCACGAAGAAGGUCCCGAACUAGACGCAUACGAACGACGCGCAUACUCUCCAACCUACAUCAGCAGCAGCAAUCCAAUUCACUCUACAGGCAGGGGUGGGCUCGCGAACGUCACAGCGCUCGCGUCCCCACCUAUCGAGUACGCGGAUGGAGGUGUGUGGGACGGCACACAGGGGAAUAUGAUGGUUAGUACGGGAAGAGGAGGGGUGGGGAAUAUCAGGGAGAGGACGAGGAGUGCGAGUAGGGGUGGAGGGCCGAGGAGCGUUGAGAGGACAACCUCUAGAGGAGGUGUGGAGGGGGAACACUCACAGCAGGGUGUGAUUGGGAAGAUUAUGGAUCGUGUGAAGGGACGAGGGGGAGGACAUCCUCAACCGGGAGGAGGGGGAGGGAAGGGAGAGGAAUUGUUGGAUGAUGUGGAGAGUUUGGCGAGGAGUGCGAAGUGAGUGAGGUGACAUUGCGUGAUUGUUCGUUGUUAGUGCUCGGAUGUCGUGCAUGUGCGUUUUGUGAUGUACACUCCUGCACGCCACGACCGUGAAUACGAUCACUGGCAUGACGUGCGCUCCUCUUCGUUAGUCGUCAUCAUCCGUGCCAUCUCAUUCGUUCGUCGGACGACGCAAUACUUUGCGUGUGUACCAAGUGCAAUGUGUAAAUGUGUACAAUUUUAUAAUUCCCAUCACCAUCAUCGCCACCAUUGCCAUCAUUAUCAUCUGUGUUCCCCACCAUUCCCUUCUUUUCCUUUCCUCUUGCCUAUCUUAUUCAUGAUUCCUUUCCCCCCCUUCCAAUCGUGUACGAUCAUCAUAUUAUCUGGACACGAAAUAAAGUACUCUAUGUAGUUCACGAGUUUUCCCUUUCCUUCCCUCUCCUGUUUCAUAUUAGUUCGUUAGUUGUACUCGUCAUGUCUAUACGAUUUCAUCUCUUAUUUCAUAGGCCUCUUUCUGUCUUUGUGUGUUUG
This is a messenger RNA of Fomitiporia mediterranea MF3/22, 1744 nucleotides long. RefSeq lists its product as uncharacterized. The coding region runs from base 528 to 1235 and encodes 235 amino acids. The transcript is spliced from 5 exons. Lineage: Eukaryota; Fungi; Basidiomycota; Agaricomycetes; Hymenochaetales; Hymenochaetaceae. The record is from RefSeq and is a predicted model, not a curated record.